AUGACUAUACCCCCAUUACUUCUUACGAAUGGGAUGUUUAUCAUUGAUGACAUUGAAACUCAGGAUGGUAGGAAGUUUAGAGAUGUACCUGGAGGCGCUGGAACAUUUACCAUCUUAGGAGCCCAAGUUGUUCUCAGCUCUCUUCUUCAGGCUCAUGAACAAAAUAAUUUUAUCAGAUGGAUAGUAGAUAGAGGUGUAGAUUUUCCUCAGAAAUUGACUUCCAUUAUUCAUUCUUGGAAUUCGGGUGUGGUCUUCAGGGAUGAUCAUUCUAGAUUAACUACAAAGGGAAUCAAUUAUUAUGGAGAAAAUGAACUUCGAACAUUUGCAUAUUUGACUCCAAAGAGACAGAUUGGCGUUAAGGAUUGGAUAGAAAUUGUUGGUGGAGUAGAAAAUAAUAUGAAAGCGGUACAGGGACUUCACCUCGUUUGUUCACCAAAACGUUGUCUUGAUAUUUUAAAUGGAUUAAAUAGAGAGAACUCAGACUUGACCAUCUUUUGGGAACCCCUUCCUAGUUGUUGUAACAUCGAAAAUUUAGGUCUCAUUCAAGAGGUUUUAAAACGUAAGGAGAGGGUAGUAAUUUCUCCAAACUCUGAAGAAGCUGCAAGAAUGUUUGGUUUGGGGGAACCAAAUAAUUACGAGGAAUACAAAAGUGUCCUUCUCCAAUUCAAUGAUGAGAAAGUUAUGAAUGAUAAGAAUAUUUGUGUAUUAAGAUGUGGAAAGGAUGGUAACCUCGUAUUAAGUCCUAGAAACACUUCAUUAAAAAGAAAAAUAUCCAAGUUUCCAGCAUUUCAUUCAAAAUCGCAAGAGAAAGUGAUUGACCCAACUGGUGGUGGUAAUUCCUUUCUUGGUGGAUUUGCGGUUGGAUUUUUGCUGACAAAGGAUCUCGGUAUUGCCAGUAUUUGUGGGAAUAUAUCCGCAGGUUGUAUUAUAGAACAGAUAGGUAUUCCACUGUAUAACCCGACUACGAGGAAUUGGAAUAAUCGAUCGUUUGAAGAAAGGUUGAUUGAGUACAAAGAUACUCAUGGUUUGGAUUUUUCUGUCGAGGAAGUAUACAAGAAUUUGAAUGUAUCAUUAUCAUUAAUUAAAAAGACAAACUAUAGCAUUGAAUAUAAAAAUCUAAGCUGA
Molecule: messenger RNA, 1125 nt
Organism: Naumovozyma castellii
Lineage: Eukaryota; Fungi; Ascomycota; Saccharomycetes; Saccharomycetales; Saccharomycetaceae
Gene: MAK32
Product: Mak32p
Exons: 1
Coding region: 1-1125 (374 amino acids)
Source: RefSeq, a predicted model, not a curated record